AUGCUCGCUACUACCGCCGCAUCUAAGCAAAGCCAAUUUUCCCCCGAACUUACCACCACACAGGAGUUGCAGAUCCGAUUGAGAGAACACCCUCUUUCACAACCCCUAGCUGACAUGUUACCGUCGUGGAAUCAGUUCACCCACAUUCGGCCAGUUCGACAUUCCGGUUCGCGGACACUGGGAUAA
Molecule: messenger RNA, 186 nt
Organism: Echinococcus granulosus
Lineage: Eukaryota; Metazoa; Platyhelminthes; Cestoda; Cyclophyllidea; Taeniidae
Exons: 2
Coding region: 1-186 (61 amino acids)
Source: RefSeq, a predicted model, not a curated record